Messenger RNA from Boleophthalmus pectinirostris (great blue-spotted mudskipper), 2412 nucleotides. RefSeq names its product arylsulfatase J-like. The record is from RefSeq and is a predicted model, not a curated record. NCBI's taxonomy places the organism in Eukaryota, Metazoa, Chordata, Actinopteri, Gobiiformes, Gobiidae.
GGGCUGGAGAGAGGACCAGCCUCCUCCGCGGGACGUCCACCGGGGCUUUUAACCGUGCACUCGGGUACAGCCCACUCCGGCGCGGGAUGGACCCCAAGCCCCGAGCACGCGCUUCCCUCUGUGACCUGAAGCUUCUUUGACAAACAGCGCAGCUCAAAGGAGGAGGAGGACUUUACGAGCGGCUUGAUUCGCUCGGAGUUGGAUUCAGACAGUUCCACGUGGAUGACUUCACUGACACUUUUACGUCUCGAGAAGCUGUCGCCGUUAAACAUGCGCCGCACGUCACGUCUCGCGCUAUUCUCCACGCACACUUGCAGCCCGCGCGCGCCCUGCACUGCGUGAGUGAGCCAGAAGCAUGCCGCUGGUGGCGUGGGUCCCGCUGGGUCUGCUCCUGGGCUUCAUCACCUCGCAGACGUGGAGCGUUCACAUGCCGUGGGAGAACCGGGGCUCGCAGCCGCACAUCGUCUUCAUCCUCGUGGACGACCAGGGCUUCAGGGACGUCGGGUACCACGGCUCCGAGAUCAAGACCCCCGCCAUAGACCGGCUCGCGGCGCAGGGGGUCAAGCUGGAGAACUACUACGUCCAGCCGCUGUGCAGUCCGUCCCGCAGCCAGCUCAUGACCGGCAGGUAUCAGAUCCACACCGGCCUCCAACACUCCAUCAUCAGACCCACCCAGCCCAACUGCCUGCCCCUGGAAAACGUCACCUUACCGCAGAAGUUGAAGCAGGCUGGCUACUCCACUCACAUGGUCGGGAAAUGGCACCUGGGCUUCUACAAACGAAACUGCCUCCCCACUCAACGCGGUUUCGAUACGUUCUUCGGUUCCUUGCUUGGAAGCGGCGAUUACUAUAGCCACUACAAAUGCGAAGGUCCCGGCAUGUGCGGGUACGACCUGUACGAAGGCGAAGAGGCCGCUUGGGACCAGGAUCGCGGCAUGUACUCGACCAUGAUGCUUACCAGAAAAGCUAUUAGUAUCUUAGCGAACCACGACCCCAAUCAGCAACCCUUAUUUCUUUACCUAGCGUUUCAGGCGGUCCACUCUCCGCUCCAAGUUCCGGCACGCUACCUCGAACGCUACAAAGGGAUCCCGAACUUGAUACGACGCAAGUAUGCCGCCAUGGUGUCCUGCCUUGACGAAGCCAUCCACAAUUUGACGAUGGCGUUGAAGCGUUACGGUUAUUACGACAACACGGUGAUAGUUUACUCCUCGGACAACGGAGGGCAACCCCUAGCGGGCGGAAGCAACUGGCCCUUGAGAGGAAGCAAGGCGUCGUAUUGGGAAGGCGGCAUCAAGGCGGUUGGUUUCGUCCACAGCCCGUUACUGAUGAACAAAGGGACUAAGUGCAGAUCUUUGGUUCACAUCACGGACUGGUUUCCUACUUUGGUGACUCUCGCCGAAGGAACCUUGGAGGAAGAUCUCAACUUGGAUGGGUACGACGUUUGGGAAGCUAUCAGCGAAGGUCGUCCAUCCCCGCGGCAAGACAUUUUACACAAUAUCGACCCGAUUUAUAUUAAAGCUAAGAACGGUUCUGGAAAGCAGGGGUAUGGAAUUUGGAAUACAGCGGUUCAAGCUGCUUUGCGGGUUGGACAUUGGAAACUGCUAACCGGGGUGCCUGGGUACAGCGACUGGGUUCCUCCGCAGACUUUUUCCACCCAGCGGCUCACCCAUCGCUAUCAUAACGAACGGAUACGGUGGGAUCGGGGGAAAUCUCUCUGGUUGUUCAACAUCACCGCCGAUCCGUACGAGCGGGUGGAUCUCUCUCAGAGGUACCCGCAUAUCGUCAAGAAGAUGCUCAUGCGGCUUGCACAUUACAACAAGACUGCAGUGCCGGUGCGCUAUCCGGCCAAAGAUCUCCGCUCCAAUCCGCAGUUUAACGGAGGAGUUUGGGGCCCGUGGUACAAAGACGAAAAAGACAGACAAGACGAGGAACACAUAAACAAUCAUCUGACGGAACUUUCGAAUAAAAAGCGAUGGAAAAAGAAAUUCAAACAUCGGAAAUUGAAAAGGCGAGUUGAAGAGGAGUAAAUGGUAAUAUUUGUGGAAAAAAAAAAAAUUAAUUUCUCAGGGAUUGACGUGUUCUAUUUCAAGAAUGUACGUCGAAUAAACUAAAACUAGACCCCAGUGUACUGAACUGUGAUGUUAUAGUUGUAGAGUAUGCUGUAGAGACACUUACUGUAAACACUACUGUCAAGCCAAAAUAUAAUAAAGACCUCGUGAAUGUUUAGGUCCUGGUAAUGAUUUUUUUUUUUUUUCAUAAGGUUGCACAAAUUGGGCCAAAUUGAAAAUCAAUAUUGGUAUCACAUUGUCAAAAGUUUCACAGUAAUACCGUGGGCCAACACAAUAUAUAUCGAAUUACAAGUCUCUUUCAUUGUUCAUUUCAAUUCAUUGUUUUGGUGCAGUAAUAGCUAAAA